UUUCGUCCUCCGCGCUUAUAGCACCGCUCACCCCUGAACAUUCCAGACCACCCCCCGAUCGAUUGCGAACGCACCGCCUUGCAGUCCGUCCCCCCCGGCGCUCCAAGCAACAUGGCCUCGGAGCAUACCAUCACGCAGGCCCUGUUGGAAUGGAUCAACAGUUUCGCCCUGGGAAAGACGAUCCGAACCACCGACGAACUGACCGACGGGGCCAUCAUCUGGGAGGUGUUGCAGGACAUUGACCCUCAAUACUUUCUCGACGAGUUACCCCACCAGGAUGCCUCCGAAAAUCUGCUGUCGAAGCUCCAGAACCUGAAAUACAUCCACAAGACCGUCGUCGGCUACAUCCGCCAGCAGCCCGAUGGCCUCCCCUCGGGCCUGGACCCGAACCCGAACCUCGAAAUCGUGGCGGAAAACAACUCGGUCAAGGAGUCCAACAAACUGCUGAAGCUGGUGCUGAUCUCUGCGAUCAACUCGCCCAACGCGGGCUUGUACGUCGAGACCCUGCAGAAGUUGAGCACGCCGACGCAGGAGACCCUCAAGCAUGUUUUCGAAGUGGCGCAGUACGACCAGAUGGAUGGCUCCGACGUCGCGGACGAGAUGAAGGAGGAAAACCGGGAUGCGUCCGUGGACCUGGAGCUGCGGUUUGAGGAGCGGAUGGGGAAAAUGCUGGCCGACCGGGACCGGCUGACCCACGAGAAGAAGGAACUGGAGAAGACCCUGGAGGACAUGCAUAACCGCCUGGCGCGACUGCAGGAGAACAACGACACGCUGCAGAGCCGGUUGGCCUCGACCGAGGAUCGGUUGGUGAAUCUGAAGGCUGGGAAGGGGGACCUCGGCUUCAAUGCGAAGGCCCUGGAGUGUCGGUCCCGCCAGCAGGAGGAUAUCAUCGCGACCCAAGAGGCGCGCUUGUCCGCCGCCCAGGACGAGGUCGACAGCCUGCAGAUGUCGGUGGAGUCGCUUCGCGUCAAGAAUGAGCGGUACCAGCGGCUGCAGGAUGACUAUGAUGUGCUGAAGACGGAGCGGGACCAGUUCGCCCGCAAGGCCAACGCCGCGGAGAAGUAUCGGUCCAAGUUACAAGCCAGCCAGGACUUUGAGAAAGAGAACCAGGCGUUAAAGAAUCAGAUCAAGGAUAUUCAGCAGCAGUUGAAGGACGCAGAUGCGCAGCAGCGAAGGGCCACGGAACGCGACGUGGAGCUUGAGGAGUAUAAGCGAGUGCUGCCGCGCAUUGAACAGGAAUGCAGCGAGAUGCAGAGUCUGAAGAAGCAGUUUGAGUUCAACAAUCACGCCCUCACUGAACGUCUUAGCAGCGCCGAAGAGCAGCGCGAGAGAGACGACGCCCUGAUCAGUGAACUCCGUGAGCGGAUACGGGAAAUCGAAGGAUCGCCAAGGAGCCCAUCUCUCACCCCGAGCAGUGAAACACCACGUAUGCAGGGUACAUUACAGAAGGACUUUGAAGACAUCGGAAUCCAAGAAUCGCAACUGAAAUCCGAGAACGAUGACUUGAAAAAGGAAACCGAGUCAUUGAAGGGACCCCCGACCCGGCCCGGCUCGCAAAUCGAUGGGUUCUCUGAAGCCUUUGGCGAGACCCUACAUCAGGCCCGCGAACGAUCCACUCAAGACGAGGAGUAUUGGAGACUUUACGAUCAGUACACGUCUUUACUCGCCAAGACGGCGGAGACCCAGGAUUCUCUUGCAUUGGCUAAGAGAGAUAUUACCGACAUGCAAACGUUGGACUCACUCUCCAACAAAGAAAAAAUGGACAUGAUCAACAGUGCCAGAGAGAGCAACGCCGAGGAGCUGGCCAAGACUCGCGCAGAAUGCGACGAAGCUAAGCACAAGAUCUACGUUCUCGAAGCGGAACUUGAUUCCACCCAUACGUUGGUCAGACAGACUUCCACUGAGCGAAACAAGCUGCAGGAGAUGCUCGAUACCCGGCAGACCGUGAUCGCCGAAAGCCGCGUGGAAGAUGACGAGACUAUGAGUGAAAUGAAGAAACUGCUCACUGAGAUUGCUGCGCAAGAGAGCGGUGAUGUUUCUGAGGCUUCUCAGAAGUCCGGAGUUGAGCUUACCAAGCAGGUCGUGGAGUUGAUCGAAAAGAACCUGGAGCGGCUGGCUCAACGUGCAGAGUAUAUCCACAACCAAAACGAACACAUCAAAUACCUCCAAGAGCGCAUCAAGCAUUUCGAAGAAUUCGCCGAGGACGGUAUUAGCCGAGAGCGCGAGGUCGAGCUCCAAAAAAUCAUCGACGCACAAUCGCGAGAACUCGCCCUGAUGUGUUCCUCCUGGUACGAAGUCCAGAGCCGGCUGAUGAACAACAACGUUACCAGCUCCCGAUAUCGCAACGGACUAGCGGACGCCCAAAAGGGCUGGCUGGCAAGACAACGGAAUAUGGUGGCUGGCCGGUAGUCUUGAGCCUUGUUUCGCAUUGCAGUCGCUUUACUACUAUCAACGUCUCCAAUCUAGCUGGGGACUCUCCGGCUGGUGAUUAUUUUCUCCUCCCUCCAUGUUCCUUUUCUUCUCUUCAUAUAUACAUAUGCGCCUUUUCUAGACAGUUCGAAACUUCCUUUUCCUUUUAUUGUGCACCCAUGCUGCUUCUGCUCGCUGGGUCUGUAUAUAUGUGUAUAUACCUGAUAUUUCACCUGACAGUAUACUCUACUAUUUAGAAGACGACGUGAC
Aspergillus campestris IBT 28561 is the source of this 2679-nucleotide messenger RNA. RefSeq names its product putative microtubule binding protein HOOK3. The record is from RefSeq and is a predicted model, not a curated record. The coding region runs from base 112 to 2409 and encodes 765 amino acids. Gene Ontology annotation, cellular component: centrosome; cytoplasm. Gene Ontology annotation, biological process: cytoplasmic microtubule organization; cytoskeleton-dependent intracellular transport. The transcript has 7 exons. Lineage: Eukaryota; Fungi; Ascomycota; Eurotiomycetes; Eurotiales; Aspergillaceae. Gene Ontology annotation, molecular function: dynein light intermediate chain binding; microtubule binding.